This is a messenger RNA of Salvelinus sp. IW2-2015, 1041 nucleotides long. Its product is annotated as B-cell receptor CD22-like. Gene Ontology annotation, cellular component: plasma membrane. Gene Ontology annotation, biological process: cell surface receptor signaling pathway. NCBI's taxonomy places the organism in Eukaryota, Metazoa, Chordata, Actinopteri, Salmoniformes, Salmonidae. Gene Ontology annotation, molecular function: transmembrane signaling receptor activity. The record is from RefSeq and is a predicted model, not a curated record.
AUGUACCGGGAUUCCUCAGAUGGCAUUGCAGAGAACACCACAUCAGUCAUUGGCUUCAUMAAUAAGUKCCACAAUGACGUCAUCCCCACAGUGACCAUACUCGAAGAGGUAGUUUGGAAAGGAGAGACAGUCAGUCUGCAGUGUGUCAUACCAGGCUACACAGACUGGAGGUACUACUGGUACAAAAACAACCGACACCUUCCCAGUCAGACCAGUAAAGCCAUAGAUAUCACCAUCCCCAUCACUCWGACUGGUCAGGCUGGUCAGUACAGAUGUGAGGGGCUGAGGACAGAUCYGCCKCAGAGGUCACAACCCAGUGAUGACAUCACUAUCAGUGUCACUGCUCUGCCCAAAGCUACACUGACUGUAGAUCCAAACCCUGUGUUUCCUGUAGAGACAGUUACUCUGACGUGUUCAGUAGGGUCUGACAGUAGAUGGAACUAUCAGUGGUACAAAGACAGGAAUGAUAAUGUAGUAUCCCAGUCUGUCAGACACACUAUAACAGGAGACACUCUCACCAUCAGUAGAGCUGCUGAGUCUGACCAGGMUCUCUACUGGUGUCAAGGAGAGAUCCAGUCCAGAUCCAUAUCAAUCAUCAGUGAUCCUGUCACUAUCACCCUGAAUGCUCUGCCCAGUGCAUCAGUGAGUAUCUCUCCUCAGUUUGUCCUCUACCCUGGAGAUACAGUCACUCUGCAGUGUGACAUAUCAGACUACACAGACUGGACGUACCACUMGUUUAAAGACAACCAACUGCUUCCCAGUCCGACCAGAAAAACCAUCACCUUCUCUCUCCCUGACAAGGCUGGUCAGUUCGAGUGUGUUGGGAUGAGGAGAGGUCGGCCCCAGAUGUCAUAUCUCAGCUUUUCUCUCCCCAUCAUCAUCACUGCUCUGCCCAAAGCUACACUGACUGUAAAACCCAACCCUGUGUUCCCUGGAGGGAAGUUACUCUGACCUGUUCAAUAGAGUCUGACAGUACCUGGAGCUAUCAGUGGUACAAAUACAGGAAUGAUAAUGUACUACCCCAGUCGGUCAGACACACUA